Messenger RNA from Plectropomus leopardus (leopard coralgrouper), 1431 nucleotides. RefSeq names its product ubiquitin specific peptidase 18 (gene usp18). Lineage: Eukaryota; Metazoa; Chordata; Actinopteri; Perciformes; Serranidae. Gene Ontology annotation, cellular component: cytosol; nucleus. The record is from RefSeq and is a predicted model, not a curated record. Gene Ontology annotation, biological process: protein deubiquitination. Gene Ontology annotation, molecular function: cysteine-type deubiquitinase activity.
ACGAACCGAAAACUAAAAACGAAAGUAAACCUGAAGCUGUCGAUGUUUACUGUGAGAUGAGAGGAGAAGACUUAACUCUGAAAUAAACGAAACUUAACCUCCUUUUUUAAGUGUUUCCGAAGUCCGGAGACAUCAGUGUUUGUCUGCAGACCUUCAGGUGGGACGUGAAGUGUGAGAUGAUGUCUGCGUGGAUCUACAGCCGUUUCUUGCCUCUGAGGGGCCACAGCUCCGGAAUGAGAGGCCUCCCCAACUACCACCUGUCCUGCUGUGUGAACACGUUACUGCAGACCCUCUCUGCUACCUGGGAAAUAGGAGACCUACUCGACAUGUGGGAAGCAGCUGGUGUGAGAGAGGAAAGUCGUAACGUCCCGCUGCAGCUAAAGAGAGUUCUUGCAGCCAUGAAGAGCGACCUCCCGCGGCCUGUUCCCCAUCGUGACUUCCUCCACGCUUUGGACAGGAACUGCAUUCGACUUAACGUGGAGCACGAUGCUGACGAGGUGUUCCUCUCCAUCCUCAACUUCAUCCAGCAGCAGAUGGAUGACAAACCUCUGGCUCUUCAAAUCCAGAAUUUGUUUAAGAUUUCGGUGGAGAAUCACCUGCGGUGCAUGGAGUGUAACUCCGUCCAGACUCUGAAAAGCUACCUGCUCAGCCUGUCGCUGCACGUAAAGGAAGACCACGAUUCUCUGGAAGGCUGCAUGACCUCCUUCUUUAAGCAUCAGGAGCUGACGGGCAUAAACUGCUGCUUUUGUGCUCGCUGUGAAAAGAAGACCCCGUCUAAACAGGGUGUCAAGCUGCUCUCCCUGCCUCCGAUCUUGUGCGUGCAUCUGAAAAGGUUUCGGAAUAGCCGCGGUUUCACCCGAAAGCUUGACUGCAGGGUUACGUUUCCAGAAACCUUUGACUUCUCUGAGACUCUUACGGAUGCGUUCCCCUCAGACUUUGACCAGAAUGACUGCAGGUACACUUUGCAUGCGGUGGUAGUGCACUCUGGAUAUGCAUCUUGUGGACAUUACACUGCCUACGUUCGUGACAGGAGGAACCAGGCCUGGUAUUACGCAGACGACAGCCACGUAGAAGAGGCCUCCUGGGGAGACGUGCAGAGAACAUUUGGAGGAAAUUACAGAAACACAGCAUACAUGUUGAUGUACAGAAGAUGCUCCAAAGAGGAAGGACGACGGCCUGAACUUUCCGGCUGAGUGGAGGGAUGAAAAUCAAUUAUACUGGAGUCAUGGUGCAAUAAUCAAUUAACAUUAACAUUAACAUUUAAUUAUAGGAAAUUUAAGGAAUACAUAAUAGCAUUACAUUAAUUAUUGUGAUUUUAUUGUACUUGGUGAAAGGUAUUGGUGAGUUAUGAGACAGUGGGCCCCCUCUUUGUCUCUUUUUUGUGGGAGUUCUUUUUUCGUUUUGUGUCUUUUGGGGUAUUUAGAUGUUUUU